AGUCUCGCUCUGUCACACAGGCUGGAGUGCAGUGGCGCGAUCUCGGCUCACCGGCCUCCCAGGUUCAAGUGAUUCUCCUGCCUCAGCCUCCCGAGUAGCUGAGACUACAGCUUUGUGCCUCACUCUUCUCUUACACCUGGGGAGUCAAGUCUGGAUCCUCUGCUCCAUAUUUAUUUAGCAAAUAAAACACUGAUCUCAAACAGCAACGGAACCUGUGUACUUGAGGUGUUUUUUGAAAACUAAUCAGAAGAGGAAUGCUUAUCUCCCAAGAAAAUUGAAACCAUCUGUAAAAGAAUCUUGGCUGUGCUGUGUUUUGAUUAGAUUGAAGUUUGGUGUAAAGAGAAAACACAAAAGACCGCAGAAUAUUUACAACAUUUGAAUUCCUGUUUCUCCAUCAAAGCACAUUGUCAUCAAAGCUACUUUGGGGAUAGAAAAAAGGUCAAUUCCAAUUCCCAGGAAUCCCUAACCACAACUUUACUUGGAAAUUUCCGGUAAUACUUAAAACACCAUUUUGCAGCUAUUCUUUAUGAUAAACUGUAAAAUACAGUUACCCGAAAAUGACUGACAAAUCAAUCAUCAUUCUGAGCCUGAUGGUUUUUCACAGCUCUUUCAUAAAUGGAAAAACAUGUAGACGGCAAUUGGUGGAAGAAUGGCAUCCACAACCCUCAUCAUAUGUGGUAAAUUGGACACUAACAGAAAACAUCUGCUUGGACUUCUACAGAGAUUGCUGGUUUUUGGGUGUAAACACUAAAAUAGAUACUUCAGGCAAUCAAGCUGUUCCCCAGAUUUGCCCUUUGCAAAUUCAAUUAGGAGAUAUCCUUGUAAUUUCUUCUGAACCAUCUCUUCAAUUUCCAGAAAUAAAUUUGAUGAAUGUUUCUGAAACAUCUUUCGUUGGCUGUGUGCAAAAUACCACAACGGAAGAUCAGUUACUUUUUGGCUGCAGACUAAAAGGAAUGCACACUGUUAAUUCUAAGUGGCUGAGUGUUGGGACACAUUAUUUUAUCACAGUUAUGGCAAGUGGUCCAUCACCUUGUCCACUGGGACUUCGACUAAAUGUGACAGUGAAACAGCAGUUCUGCCAGGAAUCUCUGAGUUCAGAAUUUUGCUCUGGUCAUGGUAAAUGUCUUAGUGAAGUUUGGAGCAAGACAUACAGCUGCCAUUGCCAGCCUCCAUUUUCUGGAAAAUACUGCCAGGAACUUGAUGCAUGUUCUUUUAAACCAUGUAAAAAUAAUGGCAGUUGCAUUAAUAAAAGAGAAAAUUGGGAUGAGCAAGCAUAUGAAUGUGUCUGUCACCCACCAUUUACAGGAAAGAAUUGCUCAGAAAUAAUUGGCCAAUGUCAACCACAUGUCUGUUUCCAUGGAAACUGCAGCAAUAUUACUUCAAAUAGUUUCAUUUGUGAAUGUGAUGAGCAAUUUUCAGGUCCAUUCUGUGAGGUGUCAGCAAAACCUUGUGUUUCUCUGCUUUUUUGGAAAAGAGGAAUUUGCCCAAAUAGCAGUUCUGCUUAUACUUAUGAAUGCCCAAAAGGAUCUUCCAGCCAAAAUGGUGAAACUGAUGUCAGUGAGUUUUCAUUAGUACCAUGUCAGAAUGGUACUGACUGCAUCAAAAUAUCAAAUGAUGUUAUGUGCAUCUGUUCACCAAUAUUUACAGAUUUGCUUUGUAAGAGCAUUCAAACAUCAUGUGAGUCAUUUCCUUUGAGGAAUAACGCUACGUGUAAGAAAUGUGAGAAAGAUUAUCCUUGCAGCUGUAUAUCAGGAUUUACUGAAAAAAACUGUGAGAAAGCAAUUGACCACUGUAGACUGCUGAGCAUCAACUGUCUGAAUGAAGAAUGGUGUUUCAAUAUAAUUGGAAGAUUCAAAUAUGUAUGCAUUCCAGGGUGCACAAAAAAUCCAUGUUGGUUUUUGAAGAAUGUUUACCUAAUUCAUCAACACCUCUGCUACUGUGGAGUCACCUUCCAUGGUAUUUGCCAAGAUAAAGGUCCUGCUCAAUUUGAAUACAUGUGGCAAUUGGGAUUUGCAGGAUCUGAAGGUGAAAAGUGCCAAGGGGUUAUUGAUGCCUAUUUCUUUCUGGCUGCAGACUGCACUGAAGAUGCAACCUAUGUGAACGAUCCUGAAGAUAAUAAUUCUUCAUGUUGGUUCCCACAUGAAGGCACAAAAGAGAUUUGUGCAAAUGGAUGCAGUUGUUUGAGUGAAGAAGACAGUCAGGAAUAUCGGUAUCUAUGUUUUCUCAGAUGGGCUGGCAACAUGUAUCUGGAAAAUACAACUGAUGAUCAAGAAAAUGAGUGUCAACAUGAAGCUAUUUGUAAAGAUGAAAUUAAAAGACCCAGAAUCCUCAACACGGUGAUACCACACCAAAUUCAGCAACAUAUAGAAAGGUUUAUACAGCAUGACCAGGUGAGAUUUAUCGUAAGAAUAUAAGUUUGAUUUAGUGGCUUAAAAUCAAUUAAUGUAAUUUAAUGUAUCAAUAGAAUAAAUAAAGAAGAAAAUGCAUGAUAAUGUAGAUGGAGAAAAAAAUUGUAUUACAGAAUCUCACAACACUUUAUGAAACAAACACUCAACAAAUAAAGAAUAAAAGGGAACUUCCACAAUCUGAUAAGAGAAGUUAAAAAAAAAUAAGAAGAAUGAAGAAACAUAACUAACAUUAUACUUUACGGUGAAAGGCUGAAAGACUGGAAUUUUAAAUCAAAACAAUGAGAUAACACUUUACACCCAGCAAUUCUACUUCUAGUAUAUACUCAAAAAAUUGAAAAUAUAUGUUCUUACAAAAAUUUAUAUGUGAAUGUUUACAGUUUUGUUCGAAAGAGUCAAAAAGUUGAAACAACCCAAAUGACCAUCAACUGAUGAAUGGAUAUAUAAAAUUUGUUAUAUCCAUACAAUGAAAUGUUAUUCAGCAAUAGACAAAGAUGAAUUACUGAUAUGUGCUUCAAUACGAAUAAACAUUGAAAACAUUUUGAUAAGGAAAAGUAGUAAGCCACAAAAGACACAUAGAAUAGUGCUCAACAAAUAC
This is a messenger RNA of Pan troglodytes (chimpanzee), 3003 nucleotides long. RefSeq names its product protein eyes shut homolog. NCBI's taxonomy places the organism in Eukaryota, Metazoa, Chordata, Mammalia, Primates, Hominidae. The transcript has 12 exons. Bases 558 to 2414 code for a protein of 618 amino acids. The record is from RefSeq and is a predicted model, not a curated record. Gene Ontology annotation, molecular function: calcium ion binding.